AUGUCACCAUCUAAGACAAAUCCCCGAGUCCAGCAGACAACCAACGAGAUCGGCUUCCCUAAUGGAAACGUGCACUUCGAGGCCUUUAGCGUCGCUUCCACGGGAGAUCCCUUCGUUGCUGAACUAGCAGAGUCCCUAAGAAGGAGCUCCACAUUGGAGGCUCGGAGAGUUCUCGAUGCGCUGCGAAUGCCGGAUUUUAUAUCCCUUCCUGCAAAGCAGGAGAUUGUGGGACGUGUCGCGUAG
Messenger RNA from Aspergillus tanneri, 243 nucleotides. RefSeq lists its product as uncharacterized. Bases 1 to 243 code for a protein of 80 amino acids. Lineage: Eukaryota; Fungi; Ascomycota; Eurotiomycetes; Eurotiales; Aspergillaceae. The transcript is spliced from 2 exons. The record is from RefSeq and is a predicted model, not a curated record.